Oncorhynchus tshawytscha (Chinook salmon) is the source of this 1930-nucleotide messenger RNA. RefSeq lists its product as uncharacterized. The transcript has 6 exons. NCBI's taxonomy places the organism in Eukaryota, Metazoa, Chordata, Actinopteri, Salmoniformes, Salmonidae. The record is from RefSeq and is a predicted model, not a curated record. The coding region runs from base 794 to 1852 and encodes 352 amino acids. Gene Ontology annotation, biological process: response to bacterium.
AGUUGACAGACAGUGACAGAUGGACACAGUGACACAUUCAAUACCGCCUUGUACACUUCCUGCCUGCAUCUAGCUGAUCUAGGGUGCAAUCAUCAGUACAACAGUUGCAAACUAGAGUUUCUAUUGGACAAAUUCAGGUAUGUUUAUCCCUGUUUCGUUGCAUUUACUUCCGUUUAACAAAUGUUUAACAAAGCAGUAUAGCACUUACAUUAGGUAAUUUGACGUAGAGAUCAAUACAGUAUGCUCAAUCAAACACAAUCCCUGAUUUUCAGUGUGAUGUUAGAUGACUAGAGCCAUGGACCUAUUCAAUAACAAUGUCAUAGGAGGGCAUUCAAACUAUCUUGUCCUUUGAGUGUAAAUCCUGAAGGGUAGAUCACAAAAAUAAAACUAAUGUAUUGUAUUUGCUGUGUUUGUCAUGUUUUUUUAGAUGUUUUUAGUGAGGUGAAGUGACUGAUAGAAGCCCUAGUGGAUGACAGUGUCAUAGCAUGCAUGUUCAAAACCAGGUCACAAAUUUGAGUCUCUUAGACAACAGCAGCUGCAGUGAUAUAGACUGAGGGAAACCGUGCUUCAAAAAUCAGUGCUCAAUUUGUACAUAUCUAAUUUAUGAGACUCUACAUCUAGGACAAUUCUGGGACUCUGAACUGUAAAAGAUACACGUAAAGACCACCGCGUUAACAAAAAUGAUGCGGUCCAGUUCGACCAAUCACCUGUAACUCCAUUGUUGAAGUGUUGUCUACAUGGGUGGACUCUUUCCACUUAAGACCCAAGUUGUGAAGAGCUGACAACUUUAAAGAUGAUCGCACUGUGUCUGAUAUUUCCACUUCUCGUAGAGAUGGCUGGGACUGAAUCCUCAUCCAUCAGUCAGGAGAUUGGUCUCAUGUCAGCCAACGUUGGAGACGCAGCGGUUUUGGUCUGCUUCAACAAAGGCGAGGUGGGAGUAAUGUUCUCCUGGUACAAGCACACUUUUGAAAAUAUUCCUCAGCUCAUCUCGACCAUCUAUAAGUAUGACAGGAAUGCAACAUUUUACCAGGAGUUCAAGAAUAACCCUCGCUUCUCAGUGGAAGGUGGCCAAGGGAAAAAUAAUCUAAUGAUCGCAGACGUGGAACUCUCUGAUUCAGGCACAUACUACUGUGGAAGUUCUUAUGGAAACAAUUUGGAAUUUGGAAAAGGAGUCAUUCUCAUCAUAAAAGGAUCAGAUUCCAGAAAUAUGACUAUGCUUCAGCAGCCUGUGUCUGGGUCAAUCCAGCCAGGAGAUUCUGUGACUUUGAACUGUACAAUACACACAGAGACCUGUGCAGGAGAACACAGUGUCUAUUGGUUCAGACAUGACUCACGAGAAUCCCGAUCAGGAGUCAUUUACACCCAUGGAGACAGGAGUGAUCAGUGUGAGAAGAGCCCUGAGGCUGGGUCUCCUACACAGAGCUGUGUCUACAACCUCCCCAAGAAGAACCUCAGCCUCUCUGAUGCUGGGACUUACUACUGUGCUGUGGCCUCAUGUGGGGAGAUACUGUUUGGGAACGGGACCAAGCUGGAUAUUGUCCAUGGUUGUAAGGAGGACCGUGUUCUCUUGGUGUACUGUCUGGGUGCAGCGUUGGGUCUGUGUUUCAUCAUCAUCAUUGUCCUUGGUUGUGUGUUGUAUAAGAUCAGCAGUAGAGAAUGUGAACAGUGCAGAGGGGCGCCCCCUCAGCCAAGUACUCCGGAGGUCCCCAGUCAUAACCAGGAUCAAGAUGUUGACACAAUCCAUUACGCCGCUCUGAACGUCGUCCGCAAGAAAGUGAAGGCCGGGAGACAGAGGAGCGCCAUGGGGAGAGACACUGUUUACUCUGGGGUGAGACGCCAAAACAUGGACUGAAAUAUAGACUUUUGCUCUUUAAUAACUUGCAUUGACAUUGUGUUUUCUACACUAUAUGUAUUAACUAUGGCUUUUCAU